This is a messenger RNA of Elaeis guineensis (African oil palm), 1851 nucleotides long. RefSeq lists its product as uncharacterized. Gene Ontology annotation, molecular function: phosphatidylinositol transfer activity. The record is from RefSeq and is a predicted model, not a curated record. NCBI's taxonomy places the organism in Eukaryota, Viridiplantae, Streptophyta, Magnoliopsida, Arecales, Arecaceae.
UGGGUGCCUGCCACUGUUCAACCCCCGACCAACAAUCGGUCAAAGAAACACGCAUGAGAGAGAUUUCCAGGUUUACCUACCAAGGCCACCACAAGUCCUUCCUCUGUUCCCAUCACCCCUUAUCUCACAGUGGACUUUGAUCUGGAGCCGGCUCUCCUGCAUGUUUUUUUUUUUUUUUUGAUCUCUGUUACAGAUGAGGUCCGUGAGAAGCAGCUAGUAUUACAUGAUUCAGGCUCUAUCUACCAGAUUUUAGGUGGAAGCCAGGGUUCAAGAGAAGGCUUUGAAGAGAAGCCAAGGUUCUUCAAUUGAGGUCUGGUGAAGAUUGGAGUUGUGAGGUUGAAGGUCCAGCAAGGAGAGGAGGUUUGAGGCAUUCUACUUAUCUCUAGCUUAGAUCUUCCAGAAGUUUGCUAAAUUAUGCAACAAUGCCUUUGAGAAAAUCAAGAUCGAGUGCUGUUGAGAAAGCCCUCCCUCCUGAAGAGCAGCAAGCAAAGAUAAAUGAUGUUCGAAGGAUUAUUGGUCCAUUGUCAGAAGCACUGCCAGACUUCUGUUCAGAUGCUUCAAUAUCAAGGUACCUCCGGGCAAGAAACUGGAAUGCUGAAAAGGCAAGUAAAAUGCUGAAAGAGACUGUGAAAUGGAGAUUGAAAUACAAGCCAGAAACCAUUCGCUGGGAAGAUAUCGCUCACGAAGCUGCGACUGGAAAGAUUUACCGGGCUGAUUACCUUGACAAAUAUGGAAGAGCUGUUCUUGUUAUGAGGCCUGGAUUUCAGAAUACCAACUCAACAGAAGGGCAGAUCAGAUACUUGGUUUAUUGUAUGGAGAAUGCCAUUUUGAACUUGGCAGCGGAUCAGGAGCAGAUGGUCUGGCUCAUUGACUUCCAAUGUUGGACAAUGUCAAGUGUAUCAGUAAAGGUGACUCGUGAAACAGCCCAUGUAUUGCAAGACUUCUAUCCUGAAAGGCUGGCCUAUGGAAUCCUCUAUAAUCCUCCAAGGAUCUUUGAAUCCUUCUGGAAGAUUGUAAAGCCUUUUCUGGAGCACAAGACAUACAAGAAAGUAAAAUUUGUUUAUUCUGACAAUGUUGACAGCCAAAAGAUAAUGACUGAACUCUUUGACAUGGACAAGCUUGAAUCUGCCUUUGGUGGUCAUAAUCCAGUUGGAUUCGACAUCAACAGGUAUGCAGAACGGAUGAAAGAGGAUGAUAAAAAGAUGGAUGCUUUCCUAAAUUCAGGUGGCUCCUUUUUCUCCCAGCAGCAGCCACUUGUUUCACUUCUCCAACAGCCUGAAUCCUCUUUGUCCGAAGCGCAUUCAGAAGCCUCCUCUGAGACCUCUUCAUUGAGUGACACUGAAUUGCCGAAGCCUGAGGAGAUCAAAAACUUGUCAGAAAAAGAGAUUAAAGGGCAGUUUGGCUGCAAGAAUGGUGUGGCUUCUGGAUCAGAGAUUCAGCAUGAUUUGAUUCAAAUGCAUGAGUCGGCUUAAGUAACUAGAUUUUACCACCUCACAUUGGUGAGUUCGCAUGCAACAAGACAAAAGCAUGCACAUAGUUGACUGAAAUGGCUACUCUUGAGAAGAGGUUUACAUUACAUUUCCAUGAGAACGAACCAAUAUUCUAAAAAGCCUUCUUGUGGGGCUGCAGGCCAGGGCAACCUACUUCCUCCAGCUGAGCCUGGCACAAGGACUGGUCCUUGCUUUAUAUGGGCUUAUCAACCCUUUAGUUUUAAAAUGCAUGAUACACAAAUCUCUCUUUGUUUUCUUGUUUUUUGUUUUUUUAUUUUUGGGUACAAUCGAGCAGUCACACCAGUUAGGUGUGAGUACAGUUCAAGAAAUUAACAUACUUAUCAUGCAAGAUCUUUAGACA